Messenger RNA from Seriola dumerili (greater amberjack), 3171 nucleotides. RefSeq names its product glycine N-methyltransferase (gene gnmt). The transcript has 6 exons. Gene Ontology annotation, biological process: protein homotetramerization; one-carbon metabolic process; regulation of gluconeogenesis. Gene Ontology annotation, molecular function: glycine N-methyltransferase activity; S-adenosyl-L-methionine binding; identical protein binding. The coding region runs from base 139 to 1026 and encodes 295 amino acids. NCBI's taxonomy places the organism in Eukaryota, Metazoa, Chordata, Actinopteri, Carangiformes, Carangidae. Gene Ontology annotation, cellular component: cytosol. The record is from RefSeq and is a predicted model, not a curated record.
AAUUUGGAUUAGCAUUUGUAGUCAGUACCUGUCAGACAAGUGAAGCAGCACGUAGCCGAACACAUUAUUGGUUUGCUGUGAAAGCUAAGAGAAAACACUGCAGCAGGUACAAGCAGCAGCAGCAGCAGAAGCAGAAGUAUGUCGGUCGACAGCGUGUUUAGGACCCGCUCUCUCGGUGUGGCCGCCGAGGGUCUUCCUGAUCAGUAUGCCGACGGCAAAGCAGCGAAAGUCUGGCAGCUGUACAUCGGAGAUACGCAGAGUAGGACGCAGGAGUACAAAAGCUGGGUGGUGUCUUUGCUGAAAGAGCAUGGGGUUCGGAGAGUGCUGGAUGUAGCCUGCGGAACAGGAGUUGACUCCAUUAUGUUGGUGGAGGAGGGCUUUAAUAUGGUGAGUGUGGAUGCCAGCGACAAAAUGCUCAAGUACGCGCUGAAGGCGAGAUGGGAGCGUAGAAAAGAACCAGCUUUUGAUCAGUGGGUUAUUGAAGAGGCCAACUGGCUGUCUUUAUCAGAAGACAUUCAGAAACCAGGGGAUGGCUUUGAUGCUGUUAUCUGCCUUGGCAACUCAUUCGCCCAUUUACCAGACUUUAAAGGGGACCAGAGUGAACAGAAGUUGGCCCUUCAGAACAUUGCCAGUAUGGUCAGACCCGGUGGGAUCCUCAUCAUUGACCACCGUAACUAUGACUACAUCCUUGAGACUGGUCGGGCGCCACAAGGCAAAAACAUCUACUACAAGAGUGAUCUAACUCAGGACAUCUCCACCUCGGUGCUGUGGGUCAACAGUAAGCCUCAUAUGAUCACUCUGGACUACACUAUCCAUGUGCCCCAGGCCGCCCUGCAGAAUCUUCCUGAAGUCAGUAAAUUCCGUUUGUCCUACUACCCUCACUGUCUGGAGAGCUUCAAAGGUUUGCUGAAUGAGGCCUUCAAUGGCAAAAUGGAGCACAGCGUCUACGGAGAUUUCCAGACGUACAUCCCUGGCCAGAGCCAGGCUCCCUGCUACUUCAUCCAUGUCUGUAAGAAGAAAGCCUAACAGCCCUAGCAACCAACUCACUACACACACACACAGCUAGGAAAAUAAUGAAGGUUUUCUUUAAGUCCCAACAUGCUCUUACAGUCCUUCAGAUUUAGGCAAAAUCAUAUUUGAAGAUUUCAUCUUAGAGUUUUUAGAAAAAAAAUGAAGCAACAGUUUUUUAGUCUUUGGAGACUUUACCUCUUAAGUGAUGAGAACAUAGAGAUUAACGUCAUCCAUGUGUCCCUAACAGACUGUGACUGCAUCAUUACUGUAUAAACAAUAAGAAAGGCUUUUUAGGAGAGUGUAAUGACAGUGCUUUUUAUGGCCUGGAAAGUUGUAUAUCAUACAAUUUGGCUUUAGAGCUGCUACAAGUUUUAAUUUUCUCUAGUAAUUUUAAAAUCAAGUGGCAAAAAUGUCAAAGCAACAGAGCCUCUUCACUUCACCUGGAACAACUGGUUGAUUUUGAUCUCUAUAUGUUCUCAUAGCGUAAACUGACGUGACUAGUAUCAGUCUAAAAUAGGUCAACUAGUUUUAAAGAAUAUAUUCAAAGUGUAUCGGACCACUGUUUUGUCCACAUCUGGUAUUUUCCCAAUAUGCUGUAUGCUUCUUUUGUGUUUUCCUCGUUUUCUGUUUCCCGCCUUUCAGAACUUUGAUAUCAACAUGGUGCUGUACAUUAGUGAUAUUCCUCAUGCUGGAAUACUUGCUGUUAAGUCGCCAGUAAGGUACUAAGAUAUAUUCUUAGACAGCUGUAUUUUCUAAGUUUACCACAAGGGUCUUAAAAACACAGAUGAAGUAUUUGUGUUUUGUGAAUGAGGUAGUCGUUAUUUUUCAUGUAUUUUCAAACUGGAAAGGAAGAAAAAAAGCUGAUUUCAUUCUGUCCUACUGCCGUCAUGGAAGUUCAGGCAAAUCUUUGACAGGCACAGUGUGACGGCAAUUUGAAUAGUUUAAGUGAAUGGCCUUAUUUUUAUAAGAGUCCCCACAUUAUUCAGUUCAUUUGCACAAUGCAUAAUCACUGACGUCAGUUGAAUAAGACCAGGGUACAGCUAUUGAGGCCUGUGAAUCACAUUAGUGUUAUUUUAACCUGAUUGGACAGAAUGGGAAGUACUUACCUGUCAGUUAGUCAGAUAAAGAAACCUCAACCCUGAAGUGUCCUUGAGCUCCUCACUAAAUCACUACCAGCUCCAGAUCUAAUUGACCUCUGACCUCUCUGAAGCUGGGGAACAAAACAGAGAGAUUUUCCACUAAAACCUGCUCUUGAAAGAGUCUGGUUGUGGCUUUUUGCAUUCAUUUUGAUCUCUAUUUUCUCUUAUUUUGUGGUAAUAUUAAGUGUACUUUGAGCAAAAACAGCCCUUACAUGUUCUGGUAAUGUCCUCCAAUUAACCUGCAACAGGCCAGCAGUGAGUUUCUAUUUUAAGUGACAAGAAAAACUAAAGCCCUGUUUCUCCAAAAAUACCAACAGAAAUAUUUUAGGAAUAAAACUGGGUUUAGCACACUGAUCAGAAAUGCAAACAGCUGCAUUACAGUAGUAACAUGGAAUACUCAGAACCCUUGAAAAUGUGUUAUCAACCAAAGAUGUUUAAGAAUUGUUUUUUUGGCACAAACUUGCAACUGUUUUGUUUCAAAAGAAAGAAAAAAUUAAGUGUAAUUCAGUUGUGCUUCACAGAUGUAUUGUGCAGUGUCUCAAAUAAUUGAAUUUACCAAAAUGAGGGGGGAAGAUGAUGGAAGAAUAAUUUAUUUUGCUGUAUUUUCCAGGUCCAAAUACAUUUUGCUUUGAUACCAAAUUAAAAAUGUGUUUUUUUUUUUUAUUAUUGGAAUGAAUACAGAGCUCCACCACAGAGAAAUCAAAUAUUAUCACUGCCCCUGCUGUUUGCCUAAACAAGGCCGCAUGGUGCAUUCAGAUGCUGUGCCAGUGCCUCUUGUAAAACAAAGUGUACGGUACGCGCUCGUUUGUGAUUCAGCUGACAUGAACAGUAGGUUCAGAAUAUGGUGAGGGUGAGAAUGGCUGAAUGUUUGAGUAGGUUUGGAUGUUUAUGUAGAGAUGAAACUAUCUCAGAACAGUCUUAUGUUGACAAUUCUCUUAAUAAGUGUAAAAAUUUUAUAAAGUUUACUGCUUAUGUGAUUAUUGGAAUUCUUUUGCAUGAUAUUAAAAAAUUGAAAUAAGCA